GCUUCCGGUCGUCCGUACUUCCGCUGGAGACACCAACACCAAACGUUUCAGACAUGGAGCGUGAUGAAUUUCAGACUGGCGGCGACAGAGACGAAGUCUUUGUGAAAACUGUUUGCAAGGAGAUAACGAAUUUUGUACAAGGUGAUGUUCAAAACAGUGUGCUGAUCUUUCCAGCCCUGCCGAAACGCGAGAGAUUCCUGACUCACAAGGUUGUCGAAGAAGAGUUUGAGGACCUGUGCAGUUUCUCACUGGGAGGCGUUCUUCGAAGGACAGCUGUGUGCCUGAAAUCGCGGCUUAUUUUUGCAUUUAACAACGGCUUCUGCUUAGAUGAAGCAGUACGGAAAGUAGCUGUGAGGCUCUGCAGAGAGAAAGGGCUUCCGGUCGAUUUCCUUUCGCAUAGCAUCAAGAGACCGCCACCUUCAAGCAGAGAGAUGCAAGCACCUAGGCCCGCACGGCAGCGUCAAAGGCGUCCAGAUAUACAGUUGUAUGUGCCACGGGGUCGUAAAGCUGAGGCCUUGAAACCUGAUGCAAGAGAUGCCCCUGCACAAGCAGCAAGGGUGCCUUCGCAACAUUUGCUAGAAAGGCGAGCACCAUUGGCAACAACAGAUGCAGCAGAGGCCUUGACACCUGGCACAAAAGAUGCCCCUACACAAGCAGCAAGGGUGCCUUCACCACACUUGUCAGAAAGGCAAGCACCUUUUGCAACAACAGAUGCUGCAGAGGCCGUGAAACCUGAUGAAAGAGGUGUCCCUGCAGAAGAAGCAAGAAUGCCUGCCCCACACCUGCCUGAAAGGCAAGAACCUUUUGCAACAGAUGCAGCAGAGGUCGUGAAACCUGAUGCAAGAGAUUCCCCUGCACAAGCAGCAAGGGUGCCUUCCCCACACUUGCCAGAAAGUCAAGCACCUUUUGCAACAACAGGUGCAGCAGGCCCUCGAUGCAUAGAGGACACUGGAUACCAUCGUGUAGAAGCACAUUCAGGAGACAUCAAAAAAACCUGUGCUCAAUUGAACGAGCUCACCAAUGCGUGUGGUAUGGAUGGUGAUGCUGACUAUACUGGCCAGGAUUUAGACAGUAACUGUGAUGUGCUCUCAACAAGUGGAAAUUCUGAUAAUGGUGAAGGUGUGAUCCAAGUGUGCUUGUCACUUUCACAGGAAAAUGACAGUGAAUACAUUAGAAAGGCUGCAGACGAAUGUUCUCAAGAAGUGAAUUCAUUGCAGGAGUUUCCAUCUAUUGUGACCGAUAGCGCAGGUACACAAAAAAGGACAGGCCUACAAGCACUGCAGGGUAGCGUUGGCAUCGCAGUGGACGACAGUGUUGUGAGAACUAGUGAAAGUACUCAAAAUGCAGCACAUGAAGAACCGUCACCUACAAGUCAAAUGGAGAUGGCACAGUUGUGUGGUGAGCAUGUGGACACUGGUGGAGAUAGCACAGAAACAAGCAUUGGAGAGAGCCAUAAGGAUGCUGAGGAUUCAUGGGAUGCCCUUUUUGAUGAAACAGGGGAAUGUGUUGAUCCAGAAGUUUUGAAAAAUAUCACUAAGGCCUUGGGUGACAUUAAAGUUCAUCAGGCAGAACUUGAUUACACCAAGUUUGAGCCUCGCAUUCCCGACGUCUCGGAAGAAGAGUAUGGCCAUGUCCUUGAGAUGUACGAUUUUCCUGCCGAAUUUGAAACAAAGGAUCUUGUGACAGCGCUGUCGUCUUGCAGAGAUCAGUUUAACAUUAAGUGGGUGGAUGACACGCAUGCAUUGGCAAUAUUUUCAACGCCAUUUGCUGCGACAGAAGCUCUCAGCCUGCAGAAUUCACUAAUGAAGAUGAGGCAUGUCUCUGAAGCAUCCAAGCAAUCCAAGCUGAAGAUUAAGCAUUGUAGCGAAUUCUUGAUGCCUUACAAGCCCCGUCCGCAGACGUCUGCCUCAGUGGCACGCCGUUUAGUGAGCGGAGCUCUUGGCAUGCGGGUGAAGGUGGAUGUUGAACAACGAAGGAAGGAACUUCAGAUCUUGAAAGAGGCAAAAGGCAAGAGAAAGACUGCAGCCAAGCAGCGAGCGGACGUGUGGAAUGGAGAUGUAUCAUGACCUGUUGGCUUCGCUCACUCGCUAGCAAGUCCCAAGAAGCACAGCACUGGAAGCUACUUCUUGCACAUCCUGGCCUGCUUCAGACAGGGAAGCCAUGAACUGUAUAUGGGUCACCACCUCUCACUGUAAAUGGUUGUCCAAGUGAGACCAUUGCCCUCUGGAAGGUGUGCUGAUGGCAGCAGCAGGUGUCUCCAUGUCCUGCAGCAUGGAAG
Rhipicephalus sanguineus (brown dog tick) is the source of this 2278-nucleotide messenger RNA. RefSeq names its product R3H and coiled-coil domain-containing protein 1. NCBI's taxonomy places the organism in Eukaryota, Metazoa, Arthropoda, Arachnida, Ixodida, Ixodidae. The coding region runs from base 54 to 2066 and encodes 670 amino acids. The transcript is spliced from 11 exons. The record is from RefSeq and is a predicted model, not a curated record.